Messenger RNA from Xylona heveae TC161, 1026 nucleotides. Its product is annotated as UBC-like protein. The coding region runs from base 1 to 1026 and encodes 341 amino acids. Lineage: Eukaryota; Fungi; Ascomycota; Xylonomycetes; Xylonales; Xylonaceae. The record is from RefSeq and is a predicted model, not a curated record. The transcript has 4 exons.
AUGUCUGCUGUACGCGCAAUGCAAUUGCCUUCUGCGCGGUCGCAGCAUCUCGUGAUUGAGUUUGCGCGUGUCAAGAGUCUCUGUCCUGCUGGCGUCUAUCUUACCAUCGAGCCUGGUGAUCCUUCUCGAUGGACAGGAAUCCUCUUUGUUCGAAAAGGCCCAUACGCACCCGCGAUCCUUCGCUUUCAAAUUUCCUUUCCUUCGGCUUAUCCGGCAGCUGCUCCACGCAUCACUUUUAUUUCGGAGAUUUUCCAUCCAUUGCUUACGCCUCUGACGACUUAUACUUAUACGACAGGAUCUUCGGAAACUGGUACAGUAAGUGCUACAGAUGAGGAGCGGUUGCCUCCUGGCGGGUUUAGUCUCCGCCAUGGCUUUCCACAGUGGUUUUCAAAGGCGAGAGAUACUACCUCGACACUUGACGUGAAAACUACGAGUGCCAAUAAUAAUGUGCUUCAAGAGCCACAAAAUGAGCGUCCGGCUGCUGAAGCUCUUGCCACUGAAGAAAAUGGUAGCUCUCCCAACUCCCCUAGGGACAAAGGAAGCCUCGGAAAACCCAAGAAUGAGAGAGUUAAGCAAAAAGAUGUGAAUAACCCAAUAUCAAUCGUGCAAGUGCUUCUAUACGUGCGUUCGACUUUUGAUGAUGCAGAAGUUCUGGAUUCCGUUCCUCUGGAAGCGGCCGGGAAUUCAGGCGCCUGGCAUGCAUGGCGCUCGCAUAGGAGAGCUUUACAUUUAAACCUAUCCGAAAAUGCAACGCCAGAUACUGCAUCUCCAAUCUCAAAGGAUAAAUAUUCUUUGAUUCCUCGAAGUAAUAUAGCCCACAGCAACCGCCGCCCAGGUGAAUGGAACUGGGAAGGUGUUUGGGAAGAACGCGUCAAGCGUGGAAUCGAUGCCUCCAUUUCGGAGCCGGUCCUUUAUGGUAACGCAGCCGUAGGAAAUGACUUAAUACGCUUCUUGCGCGCUGAUGACGACAUGAUCAUGACACUGAAGGAGGGCAUGAAAGGCAGCAUGCGAGCAGCUACAGCAUAA